AUGAAGACAGCAUUCAAAGUUAUCAAUAAGGAAGAACAAUUUCUGCCUAAUACGCCUUCUGGUAGCAGUAUAAAAUUUGAGCUGCGCAAAGAUACGGACUUUGCGUUACCACCUGUUCGAUUUCAAAAUCCUCUUAUCCUCCCUCCUUCAAUAGAAAAAAAAGAAGAGAAGAAACAUAUAAUCAUGUUACGAUUAGCACUAAUCCAAAUGCUUGUUGGUGCAGAUAAAGCUGCCAAUUUAAAACGUGCCACUGAUUUAAUCAGUCGAGCUGUCACUGAACACUCACCUCAACUUGUAUGUCUUCCAGAAUUUUUUAAUUCACCAAUUGGUGCAAAAUAUUUGGAUUCGUAUGCCGAAGAAGUACCGAAUGGUCCCACGUGUAAAUUGCUAUCAGAUAUGGCUAAACAACAUAAAAUAUGGCUUGUUGGUGGAUCCAUACCAGAGCGUGGUUCUGAUGGCAAAUUAUACAACUGUAGUGCAACAUACAAUUCCAAUGGUGAAUUAGUCGGUCUCUAUCGUAAACUUCACUUAUUCGAUAUUGAUAUACCAGGUCAGUUCACAUUUAAAGAAUCCGCUUCACUUAGUUCUGGAAAAGAUUUAUUCUAUUUUGAAAUGCCUCUUGACAGUGCAGAGAAUAAGACGUCGGUGAUUAGAGUUGGAUUGGCUAUUUGUUAUGAUAUUCGUUUUCCUGAAUUAUCUCUUGUCUAUGCUAAUCAAUUAGGCUGUCAAUUGAUAUUGUUUCCAGCUGCAUUCACUCCUAAAACUGGACCUAUGCAUUGGGAAUUAUUAGGUCGUGCUCGAGCGCUAGAUACACAGUCUUAUAUUGGCUUGUGUAGUCCAGCGUGUAAUUUAGAAUUGGAUUAUAUCAGUCAUGCUGAAUCACUGAUCACUUCACCAUGGGGUAUGGUUAUAGCUAAAGCUGGCAAAGAGGAGGAAAUUGUCACAGCCAACUUAGAUUUCAGCGAAUUGAAACGUGUUCGUGAAAGUAUACCUAUCGGUCGACAAAGACGCUUAGAUAUAUACAGUGCACCGAAAAUAAUUAAAAAACAGUGAAUGUGAGUAGUGAUCAAAUCAAUGAAUGAAUAAAUGAACGAACGAAUAAAUCGGUCAAUCAGUUAUUCAUUUCAGUGGAUAAAAAUUUCAAAUGUCUAUUUGCCGCCAAUUGUGUUGAUUGAUUAUUAUUAUUAUUGUUUACGAAUAACUUUUGAAUAUAUUUUUUUCAUGAGUAAAAGAAACACACAUACACACCUUCUCGAUUUUAUAUCUGUAGAUGCUAUUUAUAUUACUUUUGAUUUUUUUGUUGUCUUUCUCACAUCUCGAUAAAAAAAAUAUUGAAUCAAGA
Messenger RNA from Trichobilharzia szidati, 1342 nucleotides. NCBI's taxonomy places the organism in Eukaryota, Metazoa, Platyhelminthes, Trematoda, Strigeidida, Schistosomatidae. The record is from the annotation of a GenBank genome assembly.